UUCCGCAAAAGGAAAAGAACGAACGAACGCGUCUGGUUUUACUUUUACGGCUUCCAUUUUAAAGUUCGAACGGUGCUGCAACGGUCGUUGAGGGCGCGACGGUUGCUGGAAAAGCCACGAGCGGUUUGACUGUGUAUAUGUAACGUCGAAAACGUUUGUAGCGCAGGUCCGCAACGUUGUUUGCGUUGCACGGAGAAAAUCCUAGUAGCUAGUAGUACACUAGUGUUGUGAGAGAUCGUAAAUCGUGUUUCAGUGUCUGGGAUGAUAGUUGCGAAACGUUCGGUGGACGUGAGUCUCGUUGACCGACCCGAGGGAUGAUCCAGUGGAAUUGAUCCUGGAGGUGCGUCGAAGGACACAUAUGUAUCGUUCGGAUCUUCACAGGGAGAUUCGCGUUUAUGCGGCGGAGGUCGGAUCGGCGAUGUACACGACGUAGGUGUGGCGCGUAAAAGAGAGAGGAGGCACGUAUGGGUUUGUAAUGAAGAGGAGAGCGACGAGGUUGAAUUGGAUUAACUUUCCCCGUUUUAAAAGCCGAUCGAUCGACCGAAAGUAAUCCGGGGACGAGUAAAAUCUGGCUGACUUGGCUCGGCCUGUAAAAUCUAUUUCUCUCUGCUUGGUAAAUAUCGUUUCUCUCGCCUCGUAACACACCGUGUGGGUGCGUGUGCGUGAGCGUACCGUGUCUGCGCCUAUGCGUCUCCGUUCGCCGAGUCGUGGCGAUCGGCCGCGACAACCUUUGGAGGGAGAGGUUUCGUACCGAGUCACUGGGCUGGUGGCGCGUGUAUACACGCUCUCAGGAGCGCGCGCGCGCGCGUCUCUCGUGUGUUGUCACGCGCGCGCAUUAACGGAAUUCACGAUCGGACACACGGGUACUCUCAACAAAUGUUUAAAUGGACGCAUCGUCCAUCAUCACCCAAGUGUCGCGGGAUGACGAGCUAGGCCAGUUUAACAAUGGGAAAGCCCAGUUACCGCAACAGAAUGAAGUGGCCAGCAGCAACGGUCCAGCAGCCGGUGGCAAAAAGCCAAGAGGGCGUGGACUACUGCGAUCUCUGCUCUGCUGUCUCGGCAGGGGACGGGGGAGCAGUUCGAAGAGCUCGAAGACUAGCUCGCUGCAGGGCGACGGGCACGGAUCGCCCUCGCUAGGCACCGAAUCACCGCGGUUCCUACUACCGCCUGUACGACACCAGGAUAUGCACAAGAAGUGCAUGGUGAUUGAUUUGGAUGAAACGCUAGUGCAUAGUUCUUUCAAACCGAUCAACAACGCUGACUUUGUUGUUCCUGUAGAGAUUGAUGGGACAGUGCAUCAAGUGUAUGUUUUAAAGAGGCCUUACGUGGAUGAAUUCUUACAGAGAAUGGGUGAACUCUACGAGUGUGUAUUGUUCACAGCGAGUCUGGCAAAGUACGCCGAUCCGGUAGCAGAUUUGCUGGACAGAUGGGGAGUGUUCAGAGCGAGACUGUUUAGAGAAUCCUGCGUCUAUCACAGAGGGAACUAUGUGAAAGAUUUGAAUAAGCUAGGACGGGAUUUGCAACAAAUCAUCAUCGUCGACAACAGUCCUGGCAGUUACAUCUUCCAUCCAGAUAACGCGGUACCGGUGGCGUCUUGGUUCGACGAUAUGACGGAUUCGGAGCUGUUAGACCUGAUACCGUUCUUCGAGAAACUGAGCAGCGUGGAGAACAUUUAUACAGUCUUGUGCAAUAGUAAUCACCCUUACAAUCAAGUACCUCCGGUUGUACAGAACAGCCCAAGCCCAGGACCAGGUCUGCUGGGUGCCUCCUAGCCCCGCCUGAACUCUGGCAGGCUGGCCAGUAUCGUAAUCGCUCAAUGUGCUCUGAGAAGAAUCCUCGCGGGAUUGUUCCGCAUUGCCAGCUUAUUGUGCGACGGCGGACAGCUAGGAAUGACCCGCUGAAACGCUGGGCCGAGACACGAUUACCCGGAAACGAGGAGAAUACUCCGCGCCCUACACACGGUUCACAGGCUGCUUUCUCGUUGGCUUAUCCUCCCCCCCAUUGAGCAAGUUGUCCACGACGGAUACGACGACGAAUCUUUCACCUGAGGAAAAUCGAAAUAGCUCAAUUGGUUCUAGCGACUAAGAGAACUCGUCCGAUCGAAACGGGACAGACUUUAAAUAUAACUUAUUGGUUGCGUAAUCUACGCGCGUGUUUCCGUGUCUGGUGUACUCAAGAAGAGGAGGAAACAGCACUGGUCACCAGUGAACGCGGAAAAACAGUGAACCGAACGUUUUUUAUCGGGGUAAGUGCAUGAAAUUUGGAUUUACACUUAGAGAAAAUCGUCCGGGAUAAUCGGCUGGAUACAUCGAGUCGUUUGGAUGGACCGUUCAAAUCUCUCACCUCGACGUUAGUUGAUCCACUUUCGCAUUGCUUUUAAGCGAGUCUCUCGUAGCGUAUCUAAAUAACGAAAUUAGCUAGCUUUUAUAUCAAGUUGAUGAGGCUGACAAUUCCAAAUAGUUACGAAUCGAUCGUUCCGUGGAAUUAAUCGAUGAUUUUUGGUUAAUUUCUUAUUGAGACAUUCGCGACUAAUCAAAAGUAUCAAACCUUUCGUUUACCGCGUGUAUAAAAAAGCAUGGGAAUUGUUGAAGAUAAAAAGAAGGUUAGGUCAAUGCAUAUCACUAUUUCCCUCCAGGCAAUCGCGUGGACGAUGAACAAGCGUUACGUUAAUUAAUCAUUAACAAAUUAGAAUUACGUAGAGAGACGUCGGAGAUAUAUAGACACAGUUUACGAAUGUAAAUACGUUUUACUAACAGAGAUAGCUGUCGUUAUACGCUUAAUUCGCGCGUUAAAACAAUGUAAAUGUACAGAGAGAGAGAGAGAGAGUACCGCGCGUUAUACUUUCGCAUCCAUCGAACUGUCGUUACUCGUGCCUUUUUUCAUUUUAUUCAUAAAUCGUCGACGUUAAAACGACACUUCGCCCAUUUAACGCGAGAACUUGCAUCAAGAAUUGAUUAGGAAUUUGAUAAUGUAUCACGUUUUAUAUACAUAAGCCGGAGAUUUUAUUGGCCGUCGAUCAAGAAAGUAUAACCAGACAUAAUAGGUUCGUUUUUAACUUUAGUUUUUAAUACCAGUUUCUCUUUACUGAUACUUAUCUAAUGUUACGUUGUUAUUUAUCGGUGAACGAAAGCUAAGCCUGACGUUUUAUUAUAGUUAAAAGGGCUGGGGUUUACAGAGUUAAGAAUAUUAUACAACAAUAAGUCGUAUACACAUUGCAUAAUACAUAUUAAAUGGCUUCCAACUCUUACACGUUCUGUUAGUUUCAGAUUUCUACACGUUAUGUGACCGGAACAAUCGAUACUAUUAUUGAUUAUGGUCAUAUAAUAAUAAACAAGUGUAGGUAGAUCGAAAUUUAUCAAUUUCUGACAAUUUUUUAUAUAUAAGGUGUGCGA
Messenger RNA from Ceratina calcarata, 3392 nucleotides. RefSeq names its product CTD small phosphatase herzog (gene hzg). The transcript is spliced from 4 exons. Bases 885 to 1772 code for a protein of 295 amino acids. Gene Ontology annotation, molecular function: RNA polymerase II CTD heptapeptide repeat phosphatase activity. The record is from RefSeq and is a predicted model, not a curated record. NCBI's taxonomy places the organism in Eukaryota, Metazoa, Arthropoda, Insecta, Hymenoptera, Apidae.